UACAUAAAUACAUAUUUUGUAUUUAAUAGGGUCAAAAUCAGUAUAAUAGAUCAAAAUUUAGUCAAAUCAGACAAAUUAAUUACAUAAAAAAAAAUAAAAUUAAAAUAUAUCACAAAAAAUGAACUAAAAGCAUAGCCUAAAUGGAUCGUGUGAUUCACUGAUUCUUCUACUAGUUGUUACUCUUACUAAGACGGAAUACUUGAAGAAGUCGCACUCUAAUACCCUCAGAAACCCUAAUUUUCAGUUUCAAAAUCAAGACGACGCAGAUCAUAUGAAUCACUUUUUCCCCAAUUUUUCAUAAAUUAAAUUCGAUUGAAGGAGAGAGAAGAAGAAAUGUUGAGGAGGGUUUGGAGCAGCAGCAAUGGAGGAGGAGAAAUCGGGGGUGGUAGCUCAAUGAUGAUGCAAUGUGUGAGAUAUAUGUCGAAGAAACGAGCUGCAAAUCUGAGGAAGAUAAACCCUAAAGUUCCCUACUCUGAAGCUACCUCCAUUGCUCAAAAUCUCUUCAAUUUGAUCCAGAAUCGUGGCCCUGUUACUAUUGGCAGUGCUUGGACCAAUGCACAGGAAGCUGGCAUCAGUGGAAUAGCCAGCAAAACACACAUGAAGAUACUACUGAAAUGGAUGAGAGGCAAGAGGAUGCUGAAGCAGGUUUGCCAGCAGAUUGGUUCAAACAAGAAGUUUCUGCUAUGCACACCUCAAGAUUCUGAAGCUGUGCAAGCAGCCUCGACACCUAGAGUGAAGUUGCGAACCGAAAAAUCUGCAAAAUUGAGGAAAAAACGCAAGUGAUAUGCCCUGUCGCAGCGUACCUAUAACUCAUAAAAUAAUCUAGUCUCAUGAUUAGGUUUUCCCUUUGAUAAAUCAUGUUAUGGCUGUUUUCCUCGUUGAUCAAACUUAGAUGAAUUAGAAUGACGCUUCUCUUCUUUCUCUUUCUGAAAAUAUUACUUCAGAGUGGCAGCUGCAAUCGAUGUUUUAGCAGGCAUGUGAUUUAGAACUCAUCAAAGCUCCUGUUUGAGAGUGUACUUUCUGGUUUUUAUGCUCCACUAUACGAUAUUGUUGAUUUGGAGAGUUAACAGAGCUUUAAUAACCAUAAGGGGGUUGACACUAUCAUUAAAGAGGACUUAAGAGUAACUAGGUAACUAGGUUUCAUCAAUAUGUGAUAAUCAACUCAAUUUGCUAUGCUGAAGCAAACUUAUUUAUGAUAUUUUUGAUUUUUAUU
Messenger RNA from Chenopodium quinoa (quinoa), 1213 nucleotides. RefSeq lists its product as uncharacterized. The transcript has 2 exons. The record is from RefSeq and is a predicted model, not a curated record. Lineage: Eukaryota; Viridiplantae; Streptophyta; Magnoliopsida; Caryophyllales; Amaranthaceae. The coding region runs from base 334 to 783 and encodes 149 amino acids.